CUGGAGUUUACAAGUUGUAUGCACUUUUAAUUCAUUUACACACCCCUCAACCCUUUCACAAUGAACAGUACACUAAGCCAAUCUUUGCAACAAAAACGACAAAAUCCACAUGCCUCGGAAACUAUGUACACUGCUCAAUCGGCUAACAACACGAAAAACGCUUCUGCAGAUACUACUGAUAGAAACAACAACAACAACGAUCAACAGGACGAACAAGACAGCAGCGGGGACGAAUUUCUAGAGAUUACCGAAGAAGAGAUCGAAACGUGGUCUAGUGUUGAACGUAAACGAUUCAAUUUUAAAACAUGUGCUUCGCGCGAUGAACAUUUACUUCGCCAAGCAUUAGAUGUUAAGCCAUUUAACGGCGCAACGAAAAAGGAACGGUUCGAUCGGUGGCAAGAAGUUGCAGUGGCGUGCGAUGAGAUCAUCAAGAGUUUGCCAGAGAAUGCAAGCGGCCAACUUAAUUUCUUUCUUGGCAAACACGCAAAACGACGGUUUAAAGUUCUCAUGGAGGCGCACUAUGGAUUGAUAAACAAUAACAAGAAUCCUAUGUUUUUUGGUAUCUAUGGUGAAUACGGCAAUAUUCAAGCACUGAUUGAACGCGCAUAUGAACUGUACCUUCUUGCUGGCUACAAAUCUGGGCAAAGUACCGGUUUUUCCAAGAAGAAGCGGCGACUCUUGAGUGGAUCGAUACAGAAUGCUAAGCGUCUACGACCGGAAGAUGAUGACGAUAAUCCCUCUGAAGUCGCAUCGGCCAUUCAACAAAUACAAGAAUAUCUGAAUACACAUCAUGCCAGCAAAGUUGAAGAUACCAAGCAGGAGCAACUCCAGAUGAUACGGGAAGCACUAUCGCGGAUGGAAAAGGUACACAGGAAGCUUCUGGCUACUUUGGAUCGGCAAGGGGACAGCAUCCGCACAUUGAUAAAAACGCACAAAUCAGAGGUUGAGGAAAUCACGCAAGAAAGCCAGAAGAAGAUGCGUGAUAUGGAGCACGACAUGGAGCAACUGUUAAAAAAAUACGACGAGGCAGAAAAACAAAAACAGAAAGAAUGGAACACCAUGUGCGAGCGAUGGAUGACGCAGCAACGCGAGAUGCUUACGUUGCAAAAAGAUAUAAUUGUCAUGCAGAGCAAAACGGAAGGCGCGCGUAUGGACUUGGUCAGAGAACUGAUUGAAGAAAUGAAGCAACCAUAGUAUAGUAUUACCCCCGUCGCCAAAAAUACCAACGCAAUUAUCUUUCAUUUACC
Molecule: messenger RNA, 1247 nt
Organism: Zychaea mexicana
Lineage: Eukaryota; Fungi; Mucoromycota; Mucoromycetes; Mucorales; Lichtheimiaceae
Exons: 3
Coding region: 61-1194 (377 amino acids)
Source: RefSeq, a predicted model, not a curated record